This is a messenger RNA of Trematosphaeria pertusa, 2365 nucleotides long. RefSeq lists its product as uncharacterized. The transcript has 3 exons. The coding region runs from base 138 to 2018 and encodes 626 amino acids. Lineage: Eukaryota; Fungi; Ascomycota; Dothideomycetes; Pleosporales; Trematosphaeriaceae. The record is from RefSeq and is a predicted model, not a curated record. Gene Ontology annotation, molecular function: L-amino acid transmembrane transporter activity. Gene Ontology annotation, cellular component: membrane. Gene Ontology annotation, biological process: amino acid transmembrane transport.
UCACCACUCGUCCACCGCCAAACGCUCAGAGCUCAUAGAAAGGGGCAUGCGUAGCCCCUAUAUACUUUGUCACCCAUAACUUCUCUGCCGCCCAUGGCUCUUCGAACCCGCGCCACAAGGUAGCCCACCUCCGCACCAUGGCCGGCCGCUACUCGAACCUCCCCCCUCCACCGACCCGCGACUCGCUCGAACUGGCCUCGCUGGCCUCUUCCUCGCAUGCUUCGCAGCGCACGUCGGUCGAGUCCUCCGACUCCGGAGUGCCGUCGUCGCGGAGGCUCUCGUUCGACGACGAAGACCCCCUCUCGGAGCUCAAUCCCGCGGGUCAUGAUGACGGCCGGCCACGACAUAAUCGCUCCUAUAGCGUGUCCUCUGCCUUCGACUUUGCGCCGAACCUAUUUCCCUUAUCCAGCACAGCGCAAGGCUACACCGCCCUCGGUGCGCCCUCUAAUCCUGCCUUGGACGCCUCGAAUGCGCUCAACGGCGGCUCGUUGGAGAAAAACAAGAGUUUAACCUAUCUAAACGGGCUAUCCUUGGUGGUUGGGCUCAUAAUAGGCAGCGGCAUCUUCUCCUCGCCAUCGCAAGUGAACAAGAAUGCCGGCUCUCCGGGCGCGUCGCUGCUCGUGUGGGUGGUCGCAGGCAUUCUGGCCUGGACGGGCGCGGCGAGCUACGCGGAGCUCGGUGGGGCGAUACCUUUGAACGGCGGAGCCCAGGUCUAUCUUCAGAAGAUUUUCGGCGAAUGGGCUGGCUUUCUGUUCACGUGGUGUGCCGUGGUCGUGCUGAAGCCAGGGUCCGCGGCCAUCAUCGCUAUCAUUUUCGGCGAAUAUCUCGUGCGCGCAAUCAUUGGUGCCGAAGCAGCCGAGGCCAGCAUAUGGCUCAACAAGGGCGUUGCUCUGGCCGGCCUCGUUACUGUCACGCUGCUGAACUGCGUGUCUACGAAGCUCGGGACUAGAAGCGCCGACGUCUUCAUGUUCCUCAAAUUCAUCGCCCUGCUUGGCGUCACCGUGACCGGCAUUGUCGUCGCCGUGACGGGCUUCUCGUACAAGGGCCCGGCGAGCGAUGACUGGAAGACGAAGGGCUGGUUUGAUGGCACAAACACCGACGUUAGCAAUUGGGCGGUAGCUCUCUACGCCGGCUUGUGGGCCUUCGAUGGUUGGGAUAACGUGAACUAUGUUACAGCGGAGUUCAAGAACCCAACCCGCGAUCUCCCCAGGGUGAUCCACACGUCGCUCCCGCUUGUAAUAUUAUGCUACAUCAUGGCGAACAUAGCUUACUUUCUUGUUCUACCCACCGAGCUUAUAGAAUCCACCAAUACCGUCGCCGUCGCAUUUGGAAACCAAGUCUUUGGGCCCAUUGGAUCCCUCAUCCUCGCGCUUUUUGUCUCUGGCUCCUGCUUUGGAGCUCUCAAUGCCACAACGUUCACAUCCGGCCGCCUUGUCUACGCCGCAGGCAAGGAAGGCUAUCUGCCAGAGCUUUUCGGCACCAUCGGCCUCGGAAAGAGUCACAGAGCCAUUCGACUCCAUACUCUCAACGCCAACCCUAGCAUGAGCAAGAUAUCCCGCAAGUUCGUCGACUGGUUCGCCGACGCGGAUGCUGGCUUCUUCUUCACUCCCAUCUCAGCAAUGUCACUUAACGCCCUUCUCACCGCCGUCUACGUCCUAAUCGGCUCCUUCGAUACCCUCGUCACCUUCUACGGCGUCGCCGGCUAUUCGUUUUACUUCCUGGCCGUCCUCGGUCUCAUUAUAUUACGCGUCAAGGAACCCGAGCUCGAGCGCCCAUACAAGACGUGGAUAACAACUCCUAUUAUCUUUUGCUGUGUUAGCCUGUUUUUGCUAUCUAGAGCGGUGUUUGCGCAGCCCUUUCAGACGCUGUUGGUGGUGGCAUUUAUGGUUGUAGGACUGGUCAUUUGGUUUGCAUGGGUUGGGCGACGGAGAGGCAAGGAGAGGCAGCGGUUUAGGCAUGUGAAGCAAGAAGAGAACGAGAAGGUUGGAUGGAAGUUUUGGAAAAGGUGGCGGGGUUAGUAUUGCGUAGGGUAGGCUUGCAUUAGCAUAGCCCCGUUCCUGCCGUCAAACUACUGAGUUUUCUGAUCCCAUUCUAUCUGAAUCCACCUCAACCUCAUCCUCCAUUCACACUAGGCCCAUAAAAAGCACGCUCGCGACCAUGAACACAAAGAGUGGCAGCUUCGUGCUCGGCCCUGUUGCAGUGUUUUCUACCUCCUCCGCUAGCGGCGCGAAUAACUCGUCCUCUUCGUCGUCCUCGCCCCCUUUCUUUCCACUUCCCUCAGCUGCGGCCGCAUCGGAGGCCGGGAUCUCCGGACACGCCGCGAACUGCUCCUCAACUUCUUCCCAGGUCGCGGGCAGUCCGUGCC